Messenger RNA from Pocillopora damicornis (cauliflower coral), 2867 nucleotides. RefSeq lists its product as uncharacterized. The record is from RefSeq and is a predicted model, not a curated record. NCBI's taxonomy places the organism in Eukaryota, Metazoa, Cnidaria, Anthozoa, Scleractinia, Pocilloporidae.
CAUACAUACCGAGAGUACUGUUUCUACGCUUCGAUCUCGAAGUCUUGAUCGAUCGAUUAAAAUGCCCCUCACAUUUAAGAUAAAACUCCUCCGUGCUUUGUCUGUGAUCCAAUGCUGGUUAUCUUUGUGGCUGAUAGUGCUCGGAAUAGUGGAAAUUGUGCGAGUAAAAUGGAGAUUCAGUGGGCUUGGAAUGCCCAUUUGGACUGGAGUGUUGGUUGCUCUUACUGGUUCAUUUGGUGUUUUGAUAACUUUUAAAUUUCUGCAAAAGUCACAGGGAGUGGUAACUAUUCCUCAAUAUUUAGCAAUGACAUUGAUGGGUUUCUCCCUGGUGUGUGGUAUUCUCUCAAGCAUGAUCAUGUUUAAUUAUGGGCUGGAAUUGGCUGUGGCAGGCCAAAGGUCAUUUCUAUAUUAUACCUCUGGCAACCGUGAUUUUGAUGACAACUCUUUCACUGCUGCUAAAGUACCUCUUGCUGUUGAUGCUCGUUACAAUGAGGAGCAUGCCCUUGUGGGCUCCAUCUUUGCAUUCACUUUGCUGGAAAUGAUUGCAGCUUUAUGGUCUGCCGCCCUCUGCUUUGUCAAUGAUCAAAAGCCAAUGGACAAGAAUGACGAUUAUGAAGUUGAUCCCUUGAUGGAGGGCGUUGGACAAAGCCAACAAGCGAGUGGUGCAUCAUGCUAAUUUUGUACAUGCAGUUACUUGUAUUAAUUAAUAGAUUCCAUGUUGCUGUGUGCCUUUUCAGUUAUAGACCAUAGAUGAUGUUAAAAUGUGGUUAGAAUAAAAAUUUCAUACAAGUGGUGCACUGAAGUGUGUCACUGAUAUUCUUACCAUGUUUCACUUCAUCUGUGAUCUGUGGCAACUUGAAUAUGGUAAAAUAGCAAAAUGCUUUUAAUGGUGAUGUCAUCUAUGCAUCUGUCUUCCAAUAUAUCGUGAGAACCAAUCAAAGUGAAGGUAUGAUUUGGCAUAUAUAACGAUAAGUAGCUAACAAUUAUAGUAAUAUUGUGACCCAUGGGCUUCACAAAAAGCACUGUCUCUCAUGAUAGGAACCUUAAGCAGUUAGGACAGCAAAUUGCCAAGGGGACUUUAAAAGUAUAUAUUCAAAAUUGAAUUAAUAUUUUUAGUUAGAAUUUCGCCGUCGUAGUUUGCUAAACGUUCCUGAUAAUUAUGUUGAAAUCAACUGCUAUAUCACAAGAAAAAUUGUUCUGAAGUGCUUCAUGUUGUUUACAAAACAACCCUUGUUACCAGAGUUUAUCAUUGUAGAAUUUCUCGAAAUGUAACGCUAGCAGUAGAGUAUGUCACGAAAUGCAACGCAUGUGUUCUGAAGUGCUUCAUGUUGUUCAAAAACAACCCUUGUUACCAGAGUUUAUCAUUGUAGAAUUCCUCGAAAUGUAACGCUAGCAGUAGAGUAUGUCACGAAAUGUAACGCAUGUGUAAUGUCACCGGAUCUCGUGAUUAUCACGUGACGCGUGUUGAAUUGUAACCUGUAAAGAAACCUGGUAGUUUUUCGGAUGCGUAGUUUUCUUUGAUGUUUUGAUCUAUUCAGGGGAACAUUUUCGAAGUAAAUUGUCUUAAAGAGUUAAAAAUUUGUGUUUGCGCAUUAUUUUAAAAUUAUCAUAAUUAGACUUAUGACAAGGCAUCAUCUAGAUUCUGCUUGGUUUGCUGCUGGGCACAAACCAUCGCUUGCGUCUUACACUACAGUGUUCAGUUUCCAGCCUUUCUGAGAUUGAGGUUAUUUUAAUAUCUUACCAGUGCACUGGAAAAAAAAAUGCCCUCUUCAAGUUUUAUAUUUUCUUUUUUUAAGUAAAGCUGCUUUUUACAAAACUUGAAUAUUUUCUUGUCUGUAGCUAUCAACAUAAAAGAAAGUUCGUUAAAGAAAUCAAUAUGACAGUCUCUAGAUGCAUCAAUAAUUUAUUCCUUUUCUUUUCCUGAUUCGAAUAGACAUCUGCAUGAUUCCUUGGGUGUGCAAAACAAUUAGGGACCUUUAGCAAACCACGACGGCGGCGGCAACGAGAACGAGGCUAAACAAAGGAUCUAAUGAGCAGAACAUUAGCUCAGCACGUGCGUUUUUAAACUGUGUUCAUUUCCUCGCCGUCCUUUGCAAAACGAUAACGUGAAAUCGUCAACAUCUGCGUGGUCUGAGAAAGGAAACCCCGACGAUAAAUUAGUCAAGUUUCUAUAUUGAACUCAAAGUUUCUCUCAUACAUUAUUCUAUGGUUAACUUGCGGAACCGUAAGAGAUCGUAAACACAUCCAGCCAUUCGCGAAGUUCCAACUAAAAAUAUAUAUUCAUUGGCGUUGCUGUCCUAACUGUUAAAGGUCCCUAAUUCAUUAUACGGGGAAGGGGGGAGGUGGCUAUGGAAGAUUGCACAAGGCUCAACACUUAAAGUAGACGUAUAACUUAUGGCUGGAAACUGGAUAAGAUACUGUAACACUGUAUGAUAAGACGGUUCAAAUAAUGGCAAUUCCUUAACGAAAUGGAAUUUAAAACUGCUUAUUGUCGGGAAAGGGGGGAGGGGUGGAGGGGGUGUCACCAUACCCGUACGGGCCACCAUCCAAUCUUAUGAGAAAGCUAUCCUCUCUUAUAUGACGCCCAAGCAUUUUACUUCGAGUUAUUUGGGAAAACAUUUUCUAAAAAUAAGCCUCCCACCUACCCUAAUACAUAAACAAAAACAUUAACAAAUUAAGUAGCUACUGCGUUGUUAAUUCGAGCUAGUUGUGUUUUGUACAAAAUAUAUUUGUUUGUAAACUUUUAUAUAUAUAUAUAUUGUUUGUGCGCAAUUUGCAGUUUUUUUAACUAGUUAUUUGCUAACUGUAUUUAAUACUCACUGUAACUGGCCAGAAAUGAGAUAUUAAAAGAGUAAGUUACACUUUGA